Molecule: messenger RNA, 1578 nt
Organism: Pygocentrus nattereri (red-bellied piranha)
Lineage: Eukaryota; Metazoa; Chordata; Actinopteri; Characiformes; Serrasalmidae
Exons: 1
Coding region: 44-964 (306 amino acids)
Source: RefSeq, a predicted model, not a curated record
UUGUUACCAAAAUGUGCUCUUCACCUUGCUAACCAUCUGAAUCAUGACCUUCCUGUUGUGUCUCUCAAUGUAUCUGGUGUUGAUUAUAAUUUUCUCAUUGAUACCGGCGCCACGCUCUCUUCGCUAUGAGGGGCCUUUAUCAUCUAGAAUCACUAGCUCUGUGGGUAUUACAGGACAGCCCUUCUCAUCUCCGUAUACGCCCCCACUUCAGGUUGUAUGCGACGCAGUGCGAUUUACUCAUUCUUUCGUGUUCAUGCCAGAUUGUCCCUUUAACCUUAUGGGGCGGGAUUUAAUGAGUAAACUUGGUCUAUCCCUGUCCUUUUCUGGUUCGCGCAUGACCGUGUCCACGGGAGAUUUCAAUCGCGAUCUCAACAUCGCCAAUAAAUCCUUUAAAUCACCUGUGUCUGCUCUGCUGUCUGUCUCACACGCCUCAGAGGUUCCUGAGCCUCUGCGUUCUAUACCACACACUGUUUGGGCUGCACAUAGGGAUGAUGUUGGCAGGGUUGACUGUAAACCAUAUGAGGCUACUCUAAAAAGCCCCACUCCUGUUUUUGUUAAACAAUACCCUUUGCCCGAGCACAAACUGUGUGGUAUAGACUCUAUUCUACAGAAACUUCUCUCUUUAGGUGUGGUCGUCCCAUGUCAAAGUGCUUAUAACACACCGAUUAACCCAGUCCCCAAGCCGGACGGUUCUUGGCGAUUCACUCAAGAUUUUCGACGCCUUAAUGACGCCAUCGUGCCUAUCGCCCCAAUUGUGCCUGAUGUCUCUUCGAUAUUGACCUCCAUUCCGUGUCAACACGCAUUUUUUACUGUUUUAGACGUUAGUUCUGCUUUUUUCAGCAUUCCUGUUGAACCUGACACCCAGACGAUUUUCGCUUUCACUCAUCGCCAACGCCAAUACACGUGGUCUCAUUUGCCGCAAGGUUUCUGCGACUCGCCUGCGACGUUCGCCGCGUCGCUCUGAGACCUCAUUUCUGACCUUUCCCUCCCCGGGGGUGCUGUGCUCCUGCAGUAUGCAGAUGACCUUCUGAUUUCGGCCCCUGACAGCUCCACGUGCACUGAGGCAUCUAAACUGGUCAUCAUGCGCUUGGCUACACUGGGCUUCAAGGUUUCACUAAAGAAACUGCAGUUCUGCCUACCCCGGGUCCAAUAUCUGGGUCAUGAACUAUCUCAAGGUCAACGCCUCCUCUCCGCUGACCGAGUGUCAUGCAUCACGCAGCUUCCCAAGCCCGCCACCAAGCAGGCUAUGAUGUCUUUCCUCGGCCUCAUCAAUUACUGCAGACAGUGGAUUCCUGACUGCUCCGCGCAUGACAAAACACUGCGUGCCUCCUUCACUCACGAACAGGCCAUGACUCAUCGCCUCACAUGGACUACAGCCAUGAACUGUGCAUAUUCUGCUCUACUGUCCUCACUGCAGUCUGCACCAGCCUUGGGCCUGCCCAACUACGCUCUGCCAUUUCACCUGUGGGUGUCGGAGUCGGGGGGCACUGCUGCUGCGGUUCUGGCUCAGCCCCACGGGGGAGGUUUGCGCCCUUGCGCAUAUUAUUCUAAAACAUUGGAGGUUACGGCCCGAGGCCU